CACCGCACCUUUAAGGGGGAGGAGGUCCAUUAAAACAGUCGCACCAAGAGCCGGGCGCCUUCAGUCGGAAGUCAGGACUUGAGCAGCAAUCGUGUGAUAGCUACAGGGAAUCAGUGUUGUGUGGUAGAGUGAGAGAAGCAGAUACAGAGCGGAAUCGAAAGCAGUGGCCGUGUGUGUAGUAGCACUAGAAAAACGUCCGUCAAACGUUUACACAUACCUUAGGUAAACUAACCACAACUCCCGCGCGGGAAGAAACAAGCAGACAACCAUCAACGCAUCAACAGUCACCAUGAGUGCUCGCCGAGGACUUCGCACGCGCGUGUACGACGCCAACAUGAGCAUGGUCGAGAACAACUAUCGGGCCGCGCUGGAGCGUCUCGAGAAGAGCCGUCGCGCACCGUCGCUCGAUCGGGAGGUGAAGCCACGCGCCUCCCCGUUCGUCAGCCGGUACGACUUUAAUGGGGCCGAUCUGGACGAGGAGCUGCAGGUCGCCCGCAGCCGCGCCUCGCGCGUAAUCCACGAGAAGUCGACCAUCGACCAGCGGGCGGAGCAGUUCCGCAGCUCGAGCCUGGCGCCGGCCCCGGUCAGCUCGGCCCUGGCGCUCGAGGGCGAGUUCGACGAUCAGGUCCAGGCGACGCUAGACCGUAUCCGUGCCAGCAAGAAUCUGCUCAGCCAGCUGCAGUCGGACGAUGCCCUGGAGUCGUACCGGUCCGAGACGCGCUCGAAGCUGAGCGAACAGACUGCCCGCAAGCUGGCGGACAAGAUGGCGAUGGUGAACAGCGACGAGGAUGACUUUGUCUCCACCGGCAUGACGGCACGCAAGGCACUCAAGAUCCGUGCCAGCACCGAAUCGUCCUCGGUGGCCAAGAGCUCGCAGGCGCUCAAGUGGAAGGACGAGACGGCCGAAUCGUACGCGAGCAAGCGGGCGAGCGCAACCAAGGCCCGGCUGCAGGACAUCGACCAGGAGAUGGAGGAGUUUGAGGCGAAGCAGGCGGCCCGUGCUCGCCGUAACGCUCAGCUGAAGCAGCUGCUGGCGGAGACGGCCGCCCAGGACAUUGUGCCGGCGAGUCUGAGCGAGCACGCGGACGGCAUGAAGGUGACGACCGGCGUGCUGAAGGUGAAGACGACGCAGAAGAAAAUGGUCAGCUUUUAAGGGAGGAAGAGGUGAGGGAGGGGGAAAAGAAACUUUGUCCAAACAGGCGCGCGCGCGUUUGUGUGUGUGUUGUUGACGUUUUAGUUUGAAUCUCUUGCAUUCUUGUGUAAUAUUUUUCUGUUGUUGUGGUAAUACGUACAGUUUUGUAGGGCCAAUCAGAUCUAGCUGGUAAGAUGUUAGUUACUAUCCCAGAGAAUGAGAGAUAAAGGAGAUUAGGGAGAGGAGAGCAGCCGAAGCAAGGCGCAAUGUCUCUAUGUAAGUGUGUGUAAAAAAAAAGGUAUAAAAUGCGAAUCUCCUGGGAGUGCGAGGAGAAAGCAGACAGAAGGACAGAUUAGGAGGAAAGUAAAUCGGGAACCAAAUCGGCCAUAAACCGAUGCAGCUAAUGGAUGCUUUUCUUUAAAGACAGCAAUAUAUUUGUACUAAACAUCA
Messenger RNA from Anopheles coluzzii, 1582 nucleotides. RefSeq lists its product as uncharacterized. NCBI's taxonomy places the organism in Eukaryota, Metazoa, Arthropoda, Insecta, Diptera, Culicidae. The coding region runs from base 290 to 1153 and encodes 287 amino acids. The transcript has 6 exons. The record is from RefSeq and is a predicted model, not a curated record.